AUAUAUAUAUAUGUGUGUGUAUAAGAAUGGAGUACAGGAAACCACUUAACCAAAAUGGUAUUAAUUUUUAUAAAGCUUAAAAAAAUUAAAAAAUGAAAUGAAAACUUGCUGGUAGAUUUAAUUAAUUAAAAAAUCUGGAGGGUAAGAAAAAAUCAGAUAACAUAUUCCCUUUUUUAAAAAUGAAAAAAGGCUGCAAUUGGAAUAUCCCCCCCGAAUUUGUUUAAGUGCUCCAAUAUGCCCUGUAUAUCAUGGGGAUUGGGGGGGGAACCCUCAGAUCAACGGGUCAAAUGGGGAUAUAGCUGGACUCUGCACCCCCCACCCACCCAUGCCAGCCCCAUCUCCCUAGGGUACUCCAGCUCUUCUCUGAGUUGGAUGCUUUUGCCUGGCUACAAUAUUCCAUUGAUUAUUCCCCUGACCUGCCUGGAUGGAGGGGUGUGUGCAUGUAAAUAGACUUCUGGUUUCUGUGGCUUGAAUGUAUCCCCCGGCUUGCGUGUAUUUUACUUCCUUGCAUUCUUACACCACCUAUCCUGCCAGGAGCUCAAGGUAGUGUGCGUGGUUCCCCAUCUCCCCAUUUCUUCCUCACAACACCCCUGUGAGGUAGGCCAGGCUGAGAGACAGUGACUGGCCCAAGGUCACCCAGUGGGCUUCACAGCCAGUUGGGUAUUUGAACCCCGGCCUCCCAGGUCUCAGCAUAGAGCUCUAACCACUACACCAAAUUGCCACUCUGCACUAGCAGUGCUCUCUGGUAUUAGAUGGGAGUCUUUUCCCAGCCUCUCUUAAAUACAUCACGAAUUGGGCUUGGGGGUAUCGGCUCUGCCAAAUGAGCUAAGGCUGCUCUCCAAUCUCUUUUUUAUAUAUUUUUUGAAUUAUAAAAUUUUCAAAUAUUACAAAUACUUUUAAAAUAUAAGCGUAACUAAUUUCUCAUAUCCGUUGACUUCCUAUCCACCAUCCCGUGGUGUUUUUUUAUUCCUUUACAAAGCUGCAAUGUUAGUUGUAUUAUAUCUACUCGCGACUUAAUCAUCCAGGGUCCUUUAUCUUUUUUUAUUAUUAUUAGCUCUAAUUGGUUAACUUAAAAAUUCUCAUCUGCCACUAUACUCAAAAUCCUGUGUACAAUUUAACACAACCAUGAUAUCUUUUUCCCAAGUAUUCCCCAAAAUAUUUUCAUUCUUCAAGAAUCUUAUUUUAUCAUUUUGUUCUCUAACUCUGGCUCCCCUCCAGCUAUCUCUUGCAACCUAUGAAGCUGCCUAUGUGACACCAAGAUGAGAACCGCCAUAGCUGAAGGGCAGGAUCCCUCCCUUCAAGGCAGAGCUUCCUGGGCUCAGUUCGUCAUUUCCCCUGAACCAAAUCAACUUGCAGGCAUCAAUGGGGAAGACCAAAUUGACAUGGCUAAACUGACCCCCAAAAACUCACUGCAGUCAACCGCAGGAAACAGCCACAGGCUGGGCCCCCCAACCCUAGGCUUGCAAAAAGUAAAAAACACAACCCCCCAAAAGCUGAGCUUUUUUUUUUAACAAACCCCAAACCUUUUUAGAUUUUUUUUUACAAAUAUGUAAAAAAAAAACCCGCAAUUUUUUACCAAAGGUUUGUCAGUGCCAAUGAAAACUAAUAGAUGAAUAGAACAAUUACCUAUCCAUGUGGCGCUGAAACAAAAACCUUGCACAUCCACUAUGUAAAAGAAUGAAAGUCUACUAUCCCCCUUCUCUCCCCCCCCCACCUUAUACUGUAAGCAGGAGAGCUUUCCAAACUUCAUGUUGGUGACACUCUUUUUAGAGAUGCAUGAUUUUGCAGCAGAGUAAUUCAGUUUUGCGUCAUUUCGCAGCACAGUAAUUCAGUUUCCCUAGCAAACCAUAUUUUAAACUAACCCCUUUCCAGUUCCAUGGAGGAACGUGGGGAGCAUUUGGAAGACACACCUACACACUGCAGCCGACACACUAACAUGUUGCGACACACAGUUUGGAAAGCUCCGGUAUAGGGCAUUAAAGUCUCACAUUGAAUAUAAAUGAAGAAAUGACUUUUUAUGAUCUGAAAACACAGAAGAUGUAUGCACUUUUUUGGUAACCCAAGAAAAUCUUGAUUAAAAACAAAAAGAAUGAAGUUGUAAGCCUCUAUGUGGAAUAUGGUCUGAAGCUCAACAUCAAAAAAACCAAGAUCAUGGCCACUGGUCCCAUCACCUCCUGGCAAAUAGCAGGGGACGAAAUGGAGGCAGUGAGAGAUUUUACUUUCUUGGGCUCCUUGAUCACUGCCGAUGGUGACAGCAGUCACGAAAUUAAAAGACCCCUGCUUCUUGGGAGAAAAGCAAUGACAAACCUAGACAGCAUCUUAAAAAGCAGAGACAUCACCUUGCCGACAAAGGUCCAUAUAGUUAAAGCUAUGGUUUUCCCAGUAGUGAUGUAUGGAAGUGAGAGCUGGACCAUACAGAAGGCUGAUCGCCGAAGAAUUAAUACUUUUGAAUUAUGGUGCUGGAGGAGACUCUUGAGAGUCUCAUGGACUGCAAGAAGUUCAAACCUAUCCAUUCUGAAGGAAAUCAGCCCUGAGUGCUCACUGGAAGGACAGAUCAUGAAGCUGAGGCUCCAAUACUUUGGCCACCUCAUGAGAAGAGAAGACUCCCUGGAAAAGACCCUGAUGCUGGGAAAGAUGGGGGGCACAAGGAGAAGGGGAUGACAGAGGAUGAGAUGGUUGGACAGUGUUCUCGAAGCUACGAACAUGAGUUUGACCAAACUGCGGGAGGCAGUGGAAGACAGGAGUGCCUGGCGUGCUAUGGUCCAUGGGGUCACGAAGAGUCGGACACGACUAAACGACUAAACAAUUGCUGAGUUUUCCAAACUUGCUGGCAUAUUGGGUGUAGCACCUUAACAGCAUCAUCUUUUAAAAUUUUAAAUAGUUCAGCUGGAAUAUCACUUCCGCUGGCCUUGUUAUUAGCAGUGCUUUCUAAGGCCCAUUUGACUUCACUCUCCAAGAUGUCUGGCUCAAGGUCAGCAACCACACUUCCUGGGGUGUACAAGACCUCCAUAUCUUUGUGGUAUAAUUCCUCUGUGUAUUCUUGCCACCUCUUCUUGAUGUCUUCUGCUUCUGCAGGUGUAGACAGUGAUAAUCAGGAUCCCCUGAUAACUACUGUACCAGACUUUUAGAAGACAUCUGAAGGCAGCCCUGUUUAGGGAAGCUUUUAAUGUUUAAUAGAUGUUCUGCAUUUUGAUGUUCUGUUGGAAGCCGCCCAGAAUGGCUGGGAAACUCAGCCAGAUGGGUGGGGUAUGAAUAAUAAUUUUUUAUUAUUAUUAUGAUUAGUAGUAGUAAAUGAUUCUUUAUGGAUGUAAUAGUGGAAAAUUGAUUUGAAUGAUUAUUGUAAAAUAUGCAGGGAUGUAAGAUAUGUAAAAUGUACAAUCAAAAGAGAAGAAUGGAAGUCAUUGGAUAUUUCCAAGUUUGCAAAAUGUUUAUUUGGAAUUGUAAAACAGAAAAUAUUAUAAUAAGCAUUAUUAUAAAAAAAUAAAAUAUAAGAAUAACAAUAUUAUAAAAACAGAUAAACAGGGUUAUUGGUUUUUUUUAAUGGAACCAAAAAGGCAUAAUAAAAUUACAUUUCUGAUUAAGGCUUGUCUAAACAAAAACACUGGAAGGACAGAUCGUGAAGCUGAGGCUCCAAUACUUUGGCCACCUCAUGAGAAGAGAAGACUCCCUGGAAAAGACCCUGAUGUUGGGAAAGAUGGAGGGCACUAGGAGAAGGCGAUGAAAGAGGAUGAGAUGGUUGGACAGUGUUCUCAAAGCUACCAACAUGAGUUUGACCAAACUGCGGGACGCAGUGGAAGACAGGAGUUCCUGGCGUGCUAUAGUCCAUGGGGUCACGAAGAGUUGGACACGACUAAAUGACUAAACAACAACAAUGGGGAAGACUGAAAUUCCCACACUGCGCUUGCCACCAAAAGCAAGUUCCUGAGGUGCUGCAGUUCCCUCCCUGCUGGUCGUUGGCCGAAGAGCCCUAGGCAAGGAAGACCAUGCUGGAGAAUGAGGGGAACGUGGCCUCUCUGGCCCUGCCGCUUCCCAAGAUGAGCCUCAUCCCCCGUGCAGAGCAAGCAGAAGAGCCCAGGCCCCCACAAUGUCAGAUCUCAGACGGAACAGGGGCUGCCAUUUCGGACACCAGCUCAGCAGGAGAUUCGAGGAGAAAACAUUUCUGCCCAGAGUGCGGCCGAUGCUUUGCCUUCCGAGUGGCUCUUGCUAAACACCAGAGAAUCCACACAGGGGAGAAGAUCCAGGAAAACUCUGAGAGCGGGGAAUGUUUUGGUCAGAGUUUGGAGCUUGCCAGCCAUUUGGAAACCCCUACGUCUUUGGAGUUCAGGAAGGUUCUUGCUCAUCAGCCCAUCGUUCUAAUCCAAAGAAACAUCCAUACAAGAGAAGAUAUCUCAUAUCGCUGCUUGGAGUGUGGGGAAGGUUUUUCCCAAAUCUCAGUUUUUGUGAAACAUGAGGGAGGCCACAGAGGAGAGAAACCCCGUAAAUAUGGCGAGAGUAGGAAUGGGUUCCCCAAGAGAUCACAGCUUUGUGGGCACCGUAAAGUCCACACAGGAGUGAAGCCCCACAAAUGCAGUGUGUGUGGGUUAUGCUUUUCUGCUAGGUCACAACUUGUUACCCAUCAGCGAACCCACACUGGAGAAAAACCCUAUGAAUGCCCGGAGUGUGGGAAAUCAUUUGCUCAAAAGUCAGUCCUUGUAAUCCAUCAGAGGCUCCACACAGGAGAGAAGCCCUAUGAAUGCAGGGAGUGUGGGAAAUGUUUUCAUGCGAAUGCUAACCUUCUGAGCCAUGAGACUGUUCACACCGGAGAGAGGCCUCAUAAAUGUGCAGAGUGUGGGAAAAGUUUUCUUGUACCAGCACAACUUUCAAUCCACCAGAGAAUCCACACAGGGGAGAAACCCUACAAAUGCAUGGAGUGUGGAAAAUGCUUUUCCCAGAAACAGCACCUCAAGGCGCAUGAAAAAAUCCACACAGGGGAGAAACCCUACAAAUGCAUGGAGUGUGGAAAAUGUUUUGCCCACAAAUCUAACCUUCUCGUACACCAGAGAAUCCACACAGGAGUGAGGCCAUAUGAAUGUGGAGAGUGUGGGAAAUUUUUUUCUACUUCAUCACAUUUUCUUGUUCAUAGGAGAGUCCACACAGGAGAAAAGCCACAUAAAUGUUUAGACUGUGGAAUGUCAUUUACUAUAGCACAAAGCCUUAAGGGUCACCAGAGAACCCACACAGGAGAGAAACCCCACAAAUGCAUGGAGUGUGGAAAAUGUUUUGCCCACAAAUCACACCUUCUUGUACACCAGAGAAUCCACACAGGAGUGAGGCCAUAUGAAUGUGGAGAGUGUGGGAAAUGUUUUUCUGAUUCAUCAGGUCAUCUUUCUCAUAGGAAGAGAGCCCACACAGGAGAAAAGCCACAUAAAUGUUUAGACUGUGGAAUGUCAUUUACUUUAGCACAUAGCCUUAGGGCGCACCAGAGAAUCCACACAGGAGAGAAACCCCACAAAUGCUUGGAGUGUGGGAAAUCAUUUGCUCAAAAGUCAUACCUUGUUACCCAUCAGAGAAUCCACACAGGGGUGAGGCCAUAUGAAUGUGGAGAGUGUGGGAAAUGUUUUUCCUUUUCAUCAAAUCUUAUUUCUCAUAGGAGAGUCCACACAGGAGAAAAGCCACAUAAAUGUUUAGACUGUGGAAUGUCAUUUACUGUAGCACGAAGCCUUAAGGAUCACCAGAGAAUUCAUACAGGAGAGAAAACCUAUAAAUGCUUGGAGUGUGAGAAAUCAUUUCCUAAGAAGUCAUACCUUGUUAUCCAUCAGAGAAUCCACACAGGAGAGAAACCCUAUAAAUGCUUGGAGUGUGAAAAAUCAUUUUCUAAGAAGUCAUACCUUGUUAUCCAUCAGAGAAUCCACACAGGAGAGAAACCCUAUAAAUGCUUGGAGUGUGAGAAAUCAUUUUCUAAGAAGUCAUACCUUGUUACCCAUCAAAUGAUCCACACAGGAGUGAGGCCAUAUGAGUGUGGAGAAUGUGGAAAAUGUUUUUCAACUUCAUCACAUCUUAUUUCCCAUAGGAGAGUCCACACAGGAGAAAAGCCAUAUAAAUGUUUAGACUGUGGAAUGUCAUUUACUGUAGCACAAAGCCUUAAGGGUCACCAGAAAAUCCACACAGGAGAGAAACCCCACAAAUGCUUGGAGUGUGGCAAAUGUUUUUCAACGAAAAACAGCCUUGUGAUCCAUCAGAGGAUCCACACAGGAGUGAGGCCAUAUGAAUGUGGAGAGUGUGGGAAAUGUUUUUCUGAUUCAUCAGGUCAUCUUUCUCAUAGGAAGAGAGCCCACACAGGAGAAAAGCCACAUAAAUGUUUAGACUGUGGAAUGUCAUUUACUUUAGCACAUAGCCUUAGGGCGCACCAGAGAAUCCACACAGGAGAGAAACCCCACAAAUGCUUGGAGUGUGGGAAAUCAUUUGCUCAAAAGUCAUACCUUGUUACCCAUCAGAGAAUCCACACAGGGGUGAGGCCAUAUGAAUGUGGAGAGUGUGGGAAAUGUUUUUCCUUUUCAUCAAUUCUUAUUUCUCAUAGGAGAGUCCACACAGGAGAAAAGCCACAUAAAUGUUUAGACUGUGGAAUGUCAUUUACUAUAUCAAAAAGCCUUAAGCUGCACCAGAGAACCCACACAGGAGAGAAACCUUACAAGUGCUUGGAGUGUGGCAAAUGCUUUUCAAGGAAAAACCACCUUGUGAACCAUCAGAGGAUCCACACAGGAGUGAGGCCAUAUGAAUGUGGAGAGUGUGGGAAAUGUUUUUCUACUUCAUCACAUCUUCUUGUUCAUAGGAGAGUCCACACAGGAGAAAAGCCACAUAAAUGUUUAGACUGUGGAAUGUCAUUUACUAUAGCACAAAGUCUUAGGGUGCACCAGAGGAUCCACACAGGAGAGAAACCUUACAAGUGCCUGGAGUGUGGGAAAUGCUUUUCUCAGUCAUCACAUCUUCGCAGUCACCAGAAAGUCCACACAGGAGAAAAGCCACAUAAAUGUUUAGACUGCGGAAUGUCGUUUACUUUAGCACACAGCCUUAAGGGUCACCAGAGAAUACAUACAGGAGAGAAACCCUAUAAAUGCUUGGAGUGUGGGAAAUUAUUUUCAAGAAAAGACAAGCUUGUGAUCCAUCAGAGAACCCACAGUGGAGAGCAACCCUAUAAAUGCUUGGAGUGUGGGAAAUGUUUUCCAAGGAAAGACACCCUUGUGAUCCAUCAGAGGAUCCACACAGGAGGGAAAGCAUACAAAUGCUUGGAGUGUGGGAAAUUUUUUUCUCAGUCAUCAAAUCUUCGCAGUCACCAGAAAGUCCACACAAGAGGGGACCUUCCCAAUGUCUAGGAAAUGUUUUUCACAGAGUGGAAACCUUCAAAGACUCCACGUGGAGCAUAUAAAUGUUGGGAGUGCAGGGGAUGUUUUGAUCAGCGAUCAGCCCUUAUGGAACACAAGAGUGUCCAUACAAAAAGGAGGACGUAUUGAUAUCAGGAGUUUGGAAAAUGCUUUGUUAAGAAAUGAAUCUUUUAUCAACAUUGGCAAUUCCACCAAGGAAAUACAAUGCAAAUGUCUGGAGUGUGGGAAAUGGUUUGCUGCUCAUUCGGACCUUCAAAGGCACCAGAGAAUCCACAAAAAAGGGAAAGACCAUUAAUGUUUCGAGUGUGGGAAAUGUUUGGCCUGGAAGGGAAGCUGGUGCUGCAUCAGGGAGCCCAGACAGGAAGAGAGAGCACGCAAAUGCUUUGAGUAUGUGUAUUGCCAGGUAAUUUCAGAAAGUGGUGUCUCCUGAUCUCGAUGUAAUGAUAGCUUUAGAUCCUUAUAUAUCUAUCUGUCCAUAUAACGAGGGCUUCCUCAUAAAUCUAUCUGUAUAAUGAGAACUUGGCCUGAUAAGGAGUCAGCUAGCAGACAGGCCUGUCUUCACCCAGCCAUGGAACUGGCAAUUAGACAUAGACUUUGGCUCACCGCUGUAACCAGAGAGAGUAACUUUGCUCUGUGCCGACCGCGGAGAUAAGGGAGGAUGGCAACAGAACCUAAAGAACCCACCUGCUAUUAGAUAAUUUUUAAAAGCCUCUAUAUAAGGGCGCCACGACAGCGGCUCUCUGAGUCCCUCGUUCGAGUUCCGCCAGCAAACGUCGACAUUGGCCCUAUCGAGGGAAGAGAAGGAUCUCCUGCUCCCAGGGUCCUAUGCCCCACAAAUAACCCAGAGAUGCAUUUUAAAUAAAAGCACAUAUUAUACUCAUUUAAAAACACUCUGAUUCCCAGACCAUCCAUGGGCCAGAUUUAGUGUGUGAUUGAGCCAGAUCCGGCCCCGGGGCCUUAGUUUGCCUAUGCAUGAUCUGUUCUAAGGUAGAGAUGCAAUAGGGAUAAUGCUUCUCUAAAACAUAGGUUUAUUUCAUUCUCCUUUUGUCCUAUAACUGAAAUUAUCAGUAGAACUGUACAGAACAACCUUACAUUUACUGAGCAAAAUAUCCUCUUCAGUUAUAUACCCAGCACAUGGAACCUUACAAAAGGACCAUACAAGUGGACUCUCCGUGGCCUGACCGCAGCAAAAGGACUGAUACUGAUGAAUUGGAAAAAUAAAAAUGCAGCUCCCGUCUCCAAUUGGAUUGGAGACUUCUACAAACUCGCAACAUAUAAACAACUGGCAUAUAAAUCCAGUCUUGCCAUGGAAAAGUUCAAUGAUAUUUUGGAUCCAUUUUUACAAAUCCUGUAGUAGGUUCAGGUGUGGUGAAGUACAAUAACAUCCUUGUAAAAUAUACAGUUUGGGGGUUCCCCCCUCCCCCCUUUAUUUUCCCCUCGACACAGUUUCUGUUUCUCUUUUAUUCACGUCUCACCAUAUUUACUGCACGUAUAAUUAAGUACUUUUUGAACUUUCAAUAAAAUUGUUAGACUGUUUAUUUGGAUUCUCUUGCUUUGCUUAAAUUAAUAAAAGCUUCCUGUUCCUUCGUCGCCACCAAAGAGCACAUUGAGGUGGUGAAUUAAAAAAUGUUUUAAGCCAUGAGCAAACUAUUCCCUUCGCUCCUCACCUCUGAAACAUAACAUUUUUUAUCAUGAAGGACAAAAAGCCUCCCACAAAUCCUUGGAAUGUGUGAAAAAUCCUACUUCCUUCCGCCCUUUUAAAAAUGUCAUUUAUUGAAAAUCAAAGUAGUGCAUACAAAAAACACUUGUGAAUUCAGCCUGAUGCAAUCUCACUUUAUGCAAGGUAAGUAAGAAAAACAAAAGAAAAAAUUAAAGGCAAGGAUUAAAAAACUAAUGAGUAAGAGUACAAACAUACUAAGAACGCUGAAGUUCGAAUUUCAAAGCAUCAUAAAGUAAAUGUACAUUUUCCAUUUUGCUCCUGGUAUUCCUUUUACUGAAUUUUUUUCCGUUCCGCUUUGAGUUUUGUUUGUUUUUUGAAUGGUCCAGUGGUGGACAACUUUCAGUAAAUAAAUAAACGAGUAAGACCUCCUUGGUUUUGAAAAGUGCCCAAUUCUCCUGGUUUCAACCUCGAUGGGGGCUGAAGGCAGUUUUACACUGGAAGUGAGGGAGGUUGCCCAGCAUCUCCCUCUUUCCCCUCCUGCAACCUGAGAGGGUGUUGUAAAUUUUAAGGUUAUAAUCGUUCAUAAACAUAUACAUGAAUGUACAGGCACAUGUCUGAAGCAGCACAGGAGGACAGGCCUAACUGACACCAUUUUGACUCUCUCUGACCAGAAUAACACACACAUUUCCACAUGACUUAUCAGCUUGGGAGCCAUAAUCCUGUAAGCCGGCACUAGCCAUCUCAUUCAGAAUGGAAGACUCUUCCGAACAAAAGAUAGUUCUAGUUACAGGUAGGUAGCCGUGUUGGUCUGAGUCGAAGCAAAAUAAAAAAAUUCCUUCAGUAGCACCUUAAAGACCAACUAAGUUUAUAUUUUGGUAUGAGCUUUCGUGUGCAUGCACACUUCUUCAGAUACCAAAGAUAGUAACAAAAGAUAGUGAUCAACUUUUAGGAAUCUGUUAAUUUCUCUUUGUGUUUAGGAAUUCACACCUGGGAGGGGUAAGAGGAGGACUAGGAGAGGUGUCAAAGGUGCUCAGAUUUCUACCUUGAACCCUCCCUUUUUGUGAGGUAUUGAUUAUGUUGCUGUGAUGUAGGAAUGAUGUAUUUUGGGGGUGUUUCUUGGUGAUGGGAAAACUGAUAAAAGUGGAGGUUCUCUUUUGUUCGGGGUUCCUUCCUUGUUCUCCUGCGUGAGGGGAAGGACCCUGUUGCAACAGCAAAAAUAAAAGGCUUUGCUUCUCAAAAUUCUCUGGUUGGCCUCUGUUAUAUUCUCCGACUGAUGGAGAACCCCAUAAGGGCAGAUUUUUGCUUAUUUCAAGGGCAUUACAGUGAAAGCAGCGUUUGGCCAGCUGCAGCAGCAGCCAAAAUGCUCUUAUUUUAAUCCCCGCUAUUAAAAAUGUGUUGGGUGAGUCUUAGCCAGAAGGCAGCACACCACUGUAGCAGCCCAACUGCAUUUUUCCUAUCUUGCCUUUUCUCCAAGGGACUCAUGGCGGCCUCUGGUGCGCUCCGCUUUCCUAGCUACCAUCACAACAACCCUGUGAGGUGAGUCUGCUUGAGAGGCCGCCAACAGCCACAGGCCGCUCCUUGAUCAGUACUUUUGGUUUAGAUGGGAGCAUGAGACUCUUAAUCUCGGGGUCACGGGUUUGAGCCCCACAUGAGGCAAAAGAGUCCUGCGUUGCCGGGGGUUGGACUGGAUGACCCUUGGGGUCCCUUCUAACUCUAGAAACCAACCAUGUUGACAUGCUUCAUCAGGCCUUACUGUUCAUAGGAGAGUCCAUAGAGGAGAAAAGCCACAUAAAUGUUUAGACUGUGGAAUGUCAUUUUCUUUAGCAUGAAGCCUUCGGGCGCACCAGAGAAUCCACACAGGAGAGAAACCUUACAAGUGCUUGGAGUGUGGCAAAUGUUUUUCAAGGAAAGACAGCCUUGUGAUCCAUCAGAGGAUCCACACAGGAGUGAGGCCAUAUGAGUGUGGUGAGUGUGGGAAAUGUUUUUCUAAUUAAUCAGGUCUUAUUUCUCAUAGGAGAGUCCACACAGGAGAAAAGCCACAUAAAUGUUUAGUGGAAUGUCAUUUACUUUAGCACAAAGCCUUAGGGGGCACCAGAGGAUCCAUACAGGAGGGAAACCCUAUAAAUGCUUGGAGUGUGAGAAAUCAUUUUCUAAGAAGACAUACCUUUUUAUACAUCAGAGAAUAUACACAGGAGAGAAACCCUAUAAAUGCUUGGAGUGUGAGAAAUGUUUUACUCAGUCAUCACAUCUUCGCAGGCACCAGAAAGUCCACACAGGAGGAGACCUUCCCAAUGUGUAGAGUGUAGGAAAUGUUUUUCACAGAGUGGAAACAUUGAAAGACUCCCUGUGGAAUAUAAAGGUUGGGAGUGUGGGGAAUGUUUUGAUCAGCGAUCAGCCCUUGUGGAACACAAAAGUGUCCAUACAAAAAGGAGGACUUAAGAUAUCAGGAGUUUGGAAAAUGCUGUGUUAAGAAAUGAAUCUUUUAUCAACAUUGGCGAUUCUACGUACUAAUGUGUUAGGUGAGCCUUAGCCAGAAGGCAGGACACCACUGUAGCAGCCCAGCUGCAUUUUCCCUAUCUUGCCUUUUCUCCAAGGGGCUGUUAUAGAAUUUUAAAGGGCUUUCUUGCCUGUUUAAAAGGGUCCUACCCCGGUAGGGAGUCCGAACCUCCGAAGAGAUCGGGUGAAAUUAAUUACCCCUGUUCGAUAGUGCAAAACAGAGGCCAACCCAAGGUAGAGAAAAGCAGGGGUAGUUGCCCACGGUUUAUUUGCCAAGAAAAUAAAACAAUCUGCUGCAGCAGCGUGUUCUCUCUCCACAGGAGAAGAGAAGGACCCCGAACAAAGAAUCUCCCUCCCCAUAUAUAGAACUUUGAAAAUUCCCUUCUUCCCAGUCCUUCCCACCCCCAGAAGCACCAUACAUA
This is a messenger RNA of Zootoca vivipara (common lizard), 11936 nucleotides long. NCBI's taxonomy places the organism in Eukaryota, Metazoa, Chordata, Lepidosauria, Squamata, Lacertidae. The record is from RefSeq and is a predicted model, not a curated record.